This is a messenger RNA of Lepisosteus oculatus (spotted gar), 1343 nucleotides long. The record is from RefSeq and is a predicted model, not a curated record. Lineage: Eukaryota; Metazoa; Chordata; Actinopteri; Semionotiformes; Lepisosteidae.
UGGAUUGACAGAUUUACACAGAUAAACACAGACAGACAAGUAUGGAUCGUCAGGCUGAGACAGACACACACAGACACACAGCUCCCCCAGUUUGGAAACCCCUCCCACGCCCGCUCUCCUGCAAACGACAGACACCAAGCGGCUCCCCAGCCGGGCGAGCCCCGGAGCCGCCGAUGACGGAUUUCGAGUCAGCCCCGAUCUGGGGCCUCCCUUUCCGGGGUUGCAGAACCGGGCGGGCGCUAAGACCCGGAACAUGCUCUGCCCAUCUCUCUCUCUGUGUGUUUACUGCUUGGGGCUCCCUGUGCCUGGAGUGUCGCGGUCGACUUGCUUUUCUGGAAACACGACAGUAAUUACCAAUUAAGAAACAGCUCACAGAGAUCAGGAGCAUGAGGCAGAGGGAUCAGUAGUCCGGGUGCAGGGUGUGCUCGCCGCUCCACGCUUGCCGGGCUGCGUUGCCGUGGGCCUGCUGCUGACCGGUGACGCUCCCUGUCCAGGCUGCAGGGGCGCGGCGAUGGAGUCAGGCCGGACCCCGGGGGGCGCCGCGGGGGGGCCGUCCCGCGAGUACAAGCUGGUGAUGCUGGGAGAGGGAGGCGUGGGUAAAAGUGGUGAGUACUGGGAGUGCUUUCUCUCCGUCUCUGUCCGGAGUGCUCUCGCACUCUCCCCUCACUCCGGCGGGCAGCUCCUGGAGCUCAGGCGCUGCUGUGGGGCAGGAACCAUCACCUGCCUAUUGUGCCCUCCCGCCCUGCAGGUGUCGGUAGAGGAGGGCCGGGGGCUGGCGCGGGAGUUCCAGUGCCCGUUCUUCGAGACGUCCGCGGCGUUCCGCUACUACAUCGACGAGGUGUUCGCGGCGCUGGUGCGGCAGAUCCGGCAGAGGGAGAAGGAGGCGGUCAGCGCCGUGGAGCGGAAGAGCCGCAGGCACGGCUCGGUGUGGACGCGGAUCCGGUCCCCCUUCCGCAGGAAAAAGCACCCCCAGCACUGAGGGGGAGAGGGGGGGUGAAGACAGGAAGGGGGGAGAUCGUCGGGAGAGAGUGGAGGAGCCGUGAGGGGAUGAUCAGGAGAGAGGGGAGGUGGAAUUAGGGGAUAGUGGGAAUGAUCGGGAGAGGGAAGGCAGGUGGUAGGAGAGAGUAACGAAAGUUUUAGGUGGGCAAGGGCGGAUGACAGGGAGAGAAGCAGGAGAGAGGGAGUCGUAUGGAGCAGGAGAGGGAGUGGAGUCUGGCGACAGCAGGGCUGACCGUGCGCUGGCAGGCUGGGCUUGUUAGCCUUCUCAAAGUCGCUCGUGUUUAAAAGUCUUCACUGGACAUUUUUACUUCAGUGGUAUUUAUUUCUGACAAGUUUACACCCAC